Molecule: messenger RNA, 954 nt
Organism: Adineta ricciae
Lineage: Eukaryota; Metazoa; Rotifera; Eurotatoria; Adinetida; Adinetidae
Source: the annotation of a GenBank genome assembly
AUGACUGAUUAUGUCUCAGUUCGAUCAAAUUGGUCGUCUACUAAUUCAAUCUCACUCGAACAGAUUUGCGAUGUUAUUCUUGAGGAGGAAAAUCAAUCGACAGAGGCGGAUAACCAAGACACUGAUGAUCAUUCUAGUGUGAUUUGUGAUUUUUGUUUACCGUCUAAUAAAAAGAUGACGUCAGCAGACGAGAGUUUAACUAAUGUCAUACUUCGCUGCAACCCAAAUGAUACACGAGAAGAUCCUGUGAUUAUCAUAAGUGUACUUCAACCUGAUGAACGGCAAAUUGUUUCAAUUCAACUUCUUUCCAAUGCAAGACAUAUUGAAUUUUAUCAUCGAGAAUAUCUCGGAAGUUGUCAAGGAUCACGGGUAACGGAACUAGAUAGUGAGUGUAUCUAUGAAUCAGCAUUCGAACUUCAUCAAGUACAUGAACAACUGACCUUAAAAUGUUUGAAACUUGCUGACGCAGAGGGAUUGACCAUCUAUUGUAUACAGAUAACAAUGAAAAAAAUUCAAUCAGUCCCAUCAACAAGCUUUCCGUUCGAUAUCAAUCGCGUUCGGUCAAUGGUUGACGAAAACCAUUUAUCAUCCAAUGCCCGUCAAUUCAUGAACGAUCUUCAACAUAUUCAAGAACAGCGUCGAACGAAAGAAGUAUCCUCACCACAAUUCAACCUAAGCUCAUUGAUGUCAUUGAUGACUGGUAUGAAAUCUUCGUCGACGGCCUCGAAGCAAGCAUCAUCCGCUCCUCUCUCAUCAAUAGUUAAUGAAAUAAGAUCUUCUUUGAAUGAAGAUGUGAAGAAUACUUGUAGUCAAGACAAUGAAAAAACAAAACAAGAAUUAAACGCCUUAGAAAAUCGUCUCGAAUCCUAUAUUGCCCAGCGAUUCGAUGAACUCAAACAACAUAUCGAUAAACGCUUUAAUCAUUUAGAAGAUUUAUUAACUAAAAACAAAUAA